ACUCAGAUGGAGAUGUACUCUGGAUAGAACUGCGCUCCUUUUCCCGCUAGCACUAAAUUGCCUUUUGCGCAUCGAAACAUCGCAUUAUAAACCAAACCUCUUGUUGCAUCCCGUGCGCGUUUGCUUUUUCUCCUCAUUUAGCUGUGCAUAUUUAUUUAUUAAGAUGAAGGCCAGCGCACCGGUUCGCCCUCACAAGGUUUCUUCAAGCUGCAGUGAGCUCUCCUUGCGUUAUUUGUCGGAGCGCAGCCGAUGCAAAAUGGAAGAGGAGGAUCUUUUUUGUCUGCAAUACGACAUGAACGACUGCUACAGCCGACUCAAGCGCCUGGUGCCCACUAUUCCGCAGGAUAAGAAAGUCAGUAAAGUGGAGAUCCUCCAGCAUGUCAUUGACUACAUCCUGGACCUGCAGCUGGCGUUGGAGACGCACCCGGCUCUCAUGAAACAGACGAGCCCACCCGCCUCCACACGGACCCCUCUCACACAAAUCAACACAGAGCAGAGGAUGACGGGUGUCAAUAAACAGGAAGACUCAAUUUUGUGUCGCUGAGAUGUUGCACACUGGUGUGCACUGAACCCAUCCAAAGCCAAGCCCAACUUCACCAGGGAAUCCAACACACACCAGGCCCAAUCACAAGGGAGGGGACAGCAAAGCAGCACUGAAACUAAUAGCUACUAAAUUAUAAUAUGUAAACAUUUUAACGACAGCUGUCAAACAUGUGGUGAAGCCAGCCAGAUUUCUCCUGUGCCCAUUUUGUUCUCUUUCAGUGGCGGAAAUGCCCCCCCCCAAUUGGCCCUUCAGCCCCCUUUCUCAGUUUGAACACUAUUUAAAUACACCCCCGGAAAAACUUACAUCUAAUUGUACUAAAAACAUCAGUCUGUAAAGCUUUAUAAAUAAAGUUUGAAAAUGUAAACAUGGGACAUCUAUUGUUUAAAAUAGGUGAUUUGUGUUAAACAGGGAUUUCCCUGCAAUUACGCUGUUUAAUAUUGUAAAGAACAACAAUAACUGUUGACAAAUACUACUGUAUAUAUGAAGGAGGAUGUUCUAUAAAUGUUUGUGUAUGAGAAUAUCUAUACUGUAUGUUCAACCAGCUGAUUGUAAUUAUUUUUUAUCAAAAGGUGUUUCGUUCUGUAAAUAUUGUGUUUUCACAUAAGUGUAGUGAAAGAUUACAUGAUGUUCUGCUAAUAAAGGUCACACAUCAUAAACUAAUUUAUUUUGUGCUCGGUUUUUUUGUCCAUUAAAUUAGCCACAUGUCGAAGAUUGUGUGUGCACAAUUGCUUAAAAAGUACUUCACUGUUGUUGUUCUAUAUGUACUGUAGACUUGCACCGCUGCUUUGUUAAAGGUGUGGAGUAUCACGUUGUUAUCUGUUGAAUAAAUUAUCCGAAAAAAAUAAAUGAGUGCAUUCUUCACUAAACAAUCGCUCAAGGAUGAGAGAGAGGAAAGCGUUUGUUUGCAGGAAACCUCUGCAUCUUCCAAACAAAUAACACAACAGCCCUGUCCUGAAUGCUAUAGACCAUUAACAUAAGUAAAAUUUAUGACAGAAAGUACAGUGACAAAUCCUUCUUCAGGAAUAGACGCUGACUUGUGAAGGUUGAAGGGGAAGGUCAUUACAUGCUUGUGUAUGCGGUGAUUUCAAGAAACAGAGAAUAUUGUAUUUCCAUUAGGUAAAUAUCUAAAAUCUCAUAACACUGCCAUAUGUAUGAUCUUGGAGACAAUUUAAUUUUCAAAUCAAAAUGUUCAUAUACAAUUGUGAUUUUUUUCCUACAGCAUUCCAGGACUUAAUCAAACCUUGAGAGAUUUCAACAGAUCUAAUUUAAAAUGGCAAAUUUGUUAAUAUUUUUAAAUUCAGUAUGUCGGUUUCUUAACAGGUCAUUUAAAAGCAUAACUUUCUAUGAUUGUAUUUAUUCAAUAACCACUGUGCACCAAAAUGUGUUUGCUAUCUCUAGUGUUUGAGAGACUAAAAUAAAU
Molecule: messenger RNA, 1964 nt
Organism: Myxocyprinus asiaticus (Chinese sucker)
Lineage: Eukaryota; Metazoa; Chordata; Actinopteri; Cypriniformes; Catostomidae
Product: DNA-binding protein inhibitor ID-4-like
Exons: 3
Coding region: 164-544 (126 amino acids)
Biological process (GO): circadian regulation of gene expression; cell differentiation; negative regulation of transcription by RNA polymerase II
Cellular component (GO): nucleus; cytoplasm
Molecular function (GO): protein dimerization activity; transcription regulator activity
Source: RefSeq, a predicted model, not a curated record